GCAGGGGGGGCUGGAGGGGCAGCCAGCAGCUAAGGUGGAGAACUGGGGCCCCCCUGCCGAGCUGGUCCAAUGAAGUGAUUGGCCGCAUGGCGGAUCUGGAAGAACCUGACAGACCGUCUGGAAAAGUUGCUGGCUGCUAGCUUGGCUGUCUGUCGUGUCGAAGCUUCAGGGUCAACCUACAAUUGCUACUGACGUGCAGCCAACGCGAAAGUCGGUGCCAGCUUGCAACGUCCUCACCACCCACACCUGCGCACCUGCACACCUUUUAGGACCCGUCCCCGCGUCCCCGGCUGACCAGAUACACCACCAUCGGUCAGGAUGGCCUCCAUGUUCGAGCAGAGCGGGAACGGCACCCUCUUCCUGGGCGGUCAGAAGAUCUCGGGCUCAGACAUUCGUGACCAGAACGUCCUGGCAACACAAGCCAUCGCAAAUGUCGUCAAGAGCUCCUUCGGCCCCAGCGGCCUCGACAAGAUGAUGGUCGACGACAUCGGCGACGUGACCGUCACAAACGACGGCGCCACCAUCCUCGCCCUCCUCGACGUCGAGCACCCUGCGGGCAAGAUCCUGGUGGACCUCGCACAACAGCAGGACAGUGAGGUCGGCGACGGUACGACGUCAGUGGUCCUCAUCGCCGCCGAGCUCUUGCGCCGGGCAAACGAGCUGAUGAGGAACCGGAUACACCCCACCACCAUCAUUACCGGCUACCGCCUGGCCCUGCGCGAGGCCGUCAAGUACAUGAACGAGAACAUCAGCGUCAAAGUCGAGAACCUCGGCCGCGAGUCCCUCCUGAACAUCGCCAAGACCUCCAUGUCCUCCAAGGUCAUCGGCGCCGACUCCGAGUUCUUCAGCAACAUGGUCGUCGAUGCCAUGCAGGCAGUCAAGACAACAAACAACAGGAACGAGACAAAGUACCCUGUCAAGGCGGUGAACAUACUCAAGGCACACGGAAAGGGCGCCCUGGAGUCUGUACUGGUCAAGGGCUACGCCCUGAACUGUACCGUUGCCUCGCAGGCCAUGACUACCAACGUGAGGGAUGCCAAGAUUGCCGUGUUGGACAUGAACCUUCAGAAGGAGCGCAUGAAGCUCGGUGUACAGAUUACGGUGGACGACCCCCAGCAGCUCGAGCAGAUCCGCGCAAGGGAGUCUGGAAUGAUUCUGGAACGGGUAGAGAUGAUCCUGAAGGCUGGCGCAAACGUUAUCCUGACCACCAAGGGCAUUGACGACCUCUGCCUGAAGAUGUUUGUUGAGAAGGGUGCUAUGGCUGUUCGGCGGUGCAAGAAGGAGGAUCUCCGACGGAUAGCGAGGGCCACCGGGGCCACAAUGCUGAGCACCCUAUCUGACCUGAACGGCGACGAGAAGUUCGAACCAUCCUACCUCGGCCAUGCUGACGAGGUCUCGCAGGAGCGCAUUUCUGACGACGAGUGCAUCCUCGUCAAGGGGACCAAGGCUCACUCCUCCGCAUCCAUCAUCCUGCGCGGUUCCAACGACUUCCAGCUGGACGAGAUGGAGCGGUCGGUCCACGACUCCCUGAUGGCAGUAAAGCGCACGCUGGAAAGCGGCAGUAUCGUGCCAGGUGGUGGCGCAGUGGAGACUGCUCUUCACAUUUACCUUGAGGAGUUCGCCGGAACAGUGGGUUCCCGGGAGCAGCUGGCCAUUGGGGAGUUUGCUCAGUCUCUCCUGGUCAUUCCCAAGACGCUCGCCGUCAACGCUGCCAAGGAUGCGUCAGAGUUGGUCGCCCAGCUGCGGUCGAGACAUGCCCUGUCUCAACGCACCGCGGACGGCGACGCCAACGAGGAUGAAAAGACGGUGGCACGGAAGAAGGGCUACAAGAACUACGGCCUGGACCUCUCCAAGGGCAAGGUGGUGGACGAGAUCAAGGCCGGUGUCCUGGAGCCCAGCAUGAGCAAGAUCAAGCAGCUCAAGAGUGCGGUGGAGGCCUGCAUUAGCAUUAUGCGUAUCGAUACCCUGAUCAAGCUGGAUCCAGAGCAGAGGGCCGAGGAGGACGACGGGCACGGCCACUAGAGGGAGCCACUCGGCUGGACUGCUGGCGUUUGGGGUAAUAGAACAAGACAAAGCACAGUAGCUGGCGCAAUGCGGUGAUGAACCCUAACGGGACGUGCGGCAGAGGGCUGUGAAGACCCUCCGCCCCUCGCGGGUGCCUCAUGAAUUAGGUGUGGAAGAGCUUACGGGUGACGAACUGCCUUGCAUUGGGGGGUUGGUUAGUCGGCUCGACGAAGGCCACGGCGUGAGGCGCGUGCCUGCGCAGGCGAAGCCUUAAACAGGUCGCCCGGGGUCAUCAGGUAUCUGCCAGCUGCGCACCCAAUUGCAGCCAAUUGCAACCCACAGCUACACCCACUGCCCAUAGGACCAGCGGCCGAGCACACCUACCUAACUAGGCACUUAUAAAAUUCACGUAUCUUCGUGAUGAAAUCCAUGUAUUUUCGUGCAAA
Diaporthe batatas is the source of this 2450-nucleotide messenger RNA. Its product is annotated as chaperonin-containing T-complex alpha subunit TCP1. Gene Ontology annotation, cellular component: chaperonin-containing T-complex. The record is from RefSeq and is a predicted model, not a curated record. NCBI's taxonomy places the organism in Eukaryota, Fungi, Ascomycota, Sordariomycetes, Diaporthales, Diaporthaceae. Gene Ontology annotation, molecular function: ATP-dependent protein folding chaperone; ATP hydrolysis activity; ATP binding. The coding region runs from base 319 to 2022 and encodes 567 amino acids. The transcript has 2 exons. Gene Ontology annotation, biological process: protein folding.